AUGAGCUUUGCAUCCGCGGACGAGCUCUUCUGGACAUCUCCACGUGCAUCUCGCCGUGUCUCUGCAGACCGCUUCAUACCAAGCAGCACCAGUCCCCAUAGCCUCAUUCUUGGUCGCCAUCCAGAGCGGUUGAGCCCACGAGAGAAAAUUCAGCGCACGAUCAGCGCCGGACCGGAUCCUUUCAAUGCUAACGUUCCGAGAACACCCAUCCGUCAUCGAGCAGGCAGCUCACCUUCAAGUGCUGGUCACAGUAUUGGCUCUGGAAAUGCUCAUCGAGGCGCCCAGAUCUUACCCAAUAGCCGUCGUUUUGGCCAGGCCACUGUGUGGGCCAUCAACGAUAGCUGGACUGAAGCGGGCAAUAGCGUUUCUGGUGUGCCAAAUGGCAGGGGAAGGCUUCUUGCCAGCGGCACGAAUGCACCUCUCUUUUCGUCAAAUUUCCUAUCAAGAAAAGAUUCCAUUGCGGAGCUUGAUGUUCACGAGCGCAGACUUGCUGUAGCACUCGACCUUGACACUGCUUCUCGCGUUCUCAAAUACAGUACUCCACGCAGCUCACCGGAAUCCACCCGUAGCUCCAACUCUCCUCCAAACAUGGCUUCCUUAGGAUCUCAGCCACGGACCUGGCGAGAUGGGCAAUGGGAGUCAAGUACAGCAACUUGUAUCAUCAUUCGAGAAAUCCAUGUCUUGUCUCUCGCUGUAGGACUCGGAAGUCAUGUGUAUCUCUGGACCGAAUCACGAACUGUAGGGACUCCCGAGAGUUUACGUACGUCUCAGACCGCACAUGUAACUUCACUUUCGUUUUCAUCGCCCUCGGGUGGCCGUGCCAUAUUAGCAGUCGGUCGAGCUGAUGGAGGAAUUCUCCUAUGGUCCCCCGCGGAGGACGAAGCGCGCUGGAAUGCGGUGCAGCCUAAUCCUAUCUGCUGCGUAAGCUUUCGACCGCAUCCAGCUAAACGCCCUUCGAUUCGGGAUCCAUAUAUUGAAGUCGAGACCGAGGAACUGCUCGUUGGAGAUGAAGCAGGCCAUCUAUUCUAUUAUUCUGUCGAAUGGCCUACAGAGCACGAGAAGGAACUCUGGGGGUGGCAAGGCGCGAUGACACUUCUUCUACGUAUCACUGCGCACACGCAGCAAAUAUGCGGUAUUGCCUGGUCAUCCGACUGCGAAUUUUUCGCAACAGGUGGCAAUGACAAUUGCUGCUACCUCUUUGAGACGAGGAAGGUGCUUCAACGAACUUCUCCUACUUCAGAUCCCAGAACAAGCGCCGAAACCAAAGAACGCUUGUACCACUCUCACGGGGCAAGCACACACGUUCCUCUUUCCUCUAACCCUUGUUUUAUGUUGAGUUCUGUCAUUGCAAGGCAUAAAUUUACCCUUCUAGCUGCGGUUAAAGCUAUUGCAUUCUGUCCAUGGCAAAAAGGUCUCCUCGCCGUUGGUGGCGGCUCCAAUGAUCGCUGCAUCCACUUUUACCAUACAUUAUCCGGUUCCUGCCUUGGAAAGAUAGACUGUUGUGCCCAGGUUACCUCCCUAGUAUGGUCAAUAACCCGCCGUGAAAUAGCAGCAACCUUCGGUUUCGCUCAGCCGGAGCACCCGUUUCGCAUCGCUGUGUUCGCUUGGCCGAGCUGCAAGCAGAUCGUGGCCAUACCGUGGUACGAUGAGCAUAGGGCGCUGUAUGCGAUUCCGUAUCCUGGGGGGCCAGAUUUCGGCUUAGAGAGGAGCAAGCGGUGGAGUAGGACGGGGAAGGAAGGCUGCUUAGUUGUGGCAACGAGUGAUUGCAGUAUCAAGUUCCAUGAGGUAUGGGCGGAGGAGAGAAAAGGAAGCGUGGUAGGUAGAGGAGGUGUGCUGGGCGGCAGUGAUAUCUUGGAGAGCUUGCAUGGGAUUGAUAAGGAGGGCGUGGAGGUUAUACGAUAA
Molecule: messenger RNA, 1902 nt
Organism: Verruconis gallopava
Lineage: Eukaryota; Fungi; Ascomycota; Dothideomycetes; Venturiales; Sympoventuriaceae
Exons: 2
Coding region: 1-1902 (633 amino acids)
Biological process (GO): positive regulation of ubiquitin protein ligase activity; anaphase-promoting complex-dependent catabolic process; positive regulation of anaphase-promoting complex-dependent catabolic process
Cellular component (GO): anaphase-promoting complex
Molecular function (GO): anaphase-promoting complex binding; ubiquitin ligase activator activity; protein binding
Source: RefSeq, a predicted model, not a curated record